AUGCCAAAAGUUCGACGAAAACGACUAACUACAGCAAAAAAACGACCAACUACAGCAAGAAAACGACCAACUACAGCAAGAAAACGACCAACUACAACAAGAAAGCGACUAAAUCAACCGAAGAAACUUUCAACAAAAGCUACAACAAUUUCUAAUCAACCAAUGAAAGCUGUUUAUUUUGAUCUUGUUAAUCAACCUAAUGCAUCGAUUAAAUCAAAAUCGACAGGAAAAUUUAUUCAAUUAUCAAAACCACCAAAGAAUUUAAAAGUAUCUGAUGAUUGGGAUGUUCAACCAGGCGAUGUACUUUCAUGGAGUGAAUUUCGACCAACAGAAACUUUUUUUGUCACAUCAGAAGGAACACUUUUAAAGAAUCCUGAUACAUCUGGUUCAGGUUAUUUAACAAUUCCACUUGCAAUAACUUCUCAAUUUUCUGAUGCUAUCGAUUAUUUUUCUUCGGUAUUGGAUUCUAUUGGUCGUAAUUAUGUUUCAUCAAUUGAAAUUACAUCAAAUGAUUCAUUCUUUGUCAAAAAAUUUUCAAAAGAACUUCCAAAAUCAAUCAAAAAUCGAACUGAUAUAUCAUAUUCAUUUGAUCCAAAUGAUGAAGUUCUCUAUGUUACAAUUGAAUCAAAUCCUAAUCAAUCUCAACAAUUUCAAUUAGAAACAACUAAAAUAGAAGAUAUUAUUCAAUGGAUAUCAACAAGCAAUGAAACAAAAACUAAAUUUAUUGUUAAAUAUAAUUUUGAAGGAAAAGAAACAUGUAGCAAAGUUCCUUGUGGUAUUAUUAUGGGUUUACCACCUGGAUGGCAAAGUGAACAACAAGGUUCAUUAUUAUUUAGUGAAAAUAAAAUACAAGGCGAAUGGAAAUGUGAAGGACCAGAAAAAACAAAAGAGAAAGCACAAAAAGCGAUUGAAAAACAUUAUAAAGGACUUGAAAUUGAAAUAAAAUAA
Messenger RNA from Rotaria sordida, 948 nucleotides. Lineage: Eukaryota; Metazoa; Rotifera; Eurotatoria; Philodinida; Philodinidae. The record is from the annotation of a GenBank genome assembly.